ACAACAAAAGAAGGAAGUUCUAUAUAGAUGCCCGAUGCCACCCACAGACUAUAGCAGUGGUCCAAACUAGAGCAAAUUAUACAGGUGUUAUUACUGAGCUCAAAUUACCCCAUGAGAUGGAUUUCAGUGGAAAAGAUGUCAGUGGAGUAUUAUUUCAGUAUCCAGACACCGAGGGAAAGGUGGAAGACUUUUCUGAACUCAUUGAAAGAGCACAUCAGAAUGGGACUCUUGCCUGCUGCGCUACUGACCUUCUGGCUCUCUGUAUUCUGAAGCCUCCUGGGGAGUUUGGAGUAGAUGUUGUCUUGGGCAGCUCCCAGAGAUUUGGCGUGCCACUCUGCUAUGGGGGACCCCACGCAGCAUUCUUUGCUGUCAAGGAAAACCUAGUGAGAAUGAUGCCAGGCAGGAUGGUGGGCGUUACAAGAGAUGCAAAUGGAAAGGAAGUUUACCGACUGGCUUUACAAACCCGAGAGCAGCACAUCAGGAGGGAUAAAGCUACCAGCAACAUCUGCACAGCACAGGCUCUCCUGGCUAAUAUGGCAGCCAUGUACGGUGUCUACCAUGGAUCCGAUGGAUUAAAGGAUAUUGCAAGACGGGUACACAAUGCUACAUUAAUCCUGGCGGAAGGUCUCAGGCGAGCUGGUCAUAAACUGCAUCAUGAUCUGUUCUUUGAUACCUUGACGGUCACAUGUGGAUGCUCGGUCAAAGAGGUUUUGGACAGGGCAGCUCUUAGGAAGAUAAAUGUUCGGAUUUACAGUGAUGGCAAACUUGGAGUGUCACUUGAUGAAACUGUAAACGAGAAAGACCUUGAUGACAUAUUAUGGAUUUUUGGUUGCGAGUCUUCAGCUGAACUAGUUGCUGAGGGAAUGGGUGAAGAAACCAAGGGGAUCCUUAGCACCUCAUUUAAGAGAACUUCCAAAUUCUUGACACAUCAGGUUUUCAACAGCUAUCACUCCGAGACAAAUAUUGUGCGGUACAUGAAGAGAUUAGAAAACAAAGAUAUUUCUCUCGUUCACAGCAUGAUUCCUUUGGGGUCCUGUACAAUGAAGCUCAAUAGUUCAGCUGAACUUGCGCCGAUUUCAUGGAAAGAAUUUGCCAGCAUCCACCCUUUUGUGCCUUUGGAUCAAGCUCAGGGGUAUCAGCAGCUUUUUAAGGAUUUAGAGAAGGACCUGUGUGAGAUUACUGGCUAUGACAAAAUCUCCUUCCAACCGAACAGUGGAGCCCAAGGAGAGUACGCAGGUUUGGCUGCAAUCAAAGCUUAUUUAAAUGCAAAAGGAGAACGCCAUAGAAGUGUUUGCCUUAUUCCUAGAUCUGCUCAUGGUACAAAUCCAGCAAGUGCACAAAUGGCAGGAAUGAAGAUUCAGCCAAUUGAAGUGGACAAAAAUGGGAGCAUUGAUAUCUCCCAUUUAAAAGCAAUGGUGGACAAGCACAAAGAGAACUUGGCAGCCAUCAUGAUCACGUACCCUUCUACCAAUGGUGUGUUUGAAGAGGAGAUUGCAGAUGUGUGCGAUCUAAUUCACAAACAUGGAGGCCAGGUUUACCUGGAUGGAGCAAAUAUGAAUGCCCAGGUGGGUCUGUGUCGUCCUGGAGAUUAUGGCUCUGAUGUCUCUCACUUAAACCUUCAUAAAACCUUUUGCAUUCCCCAUGGAGGAGGAGGACCUGGAAUGGGACCAAUUGGAGUGAAGAAACAUUUGGCUCCCUACUUGCCUACCCAUCCUGUCAUCAAAAUUCAGACGGAUAAGGAUGCUUGUCCUUUGGGUACUGUCAGUGCUGCACCUUGGGGUUCCAGUGCCAUACUGCCCAUUUCCUGGGUGUAUAUCAAGACAAUGGGAGCAAAAGGUCUUAAACAUGCUUCUGAGAUUGCUAUAUUAAAUGCAAACUACAUGGCAAAGAGGCUAGAGAAGCACUACAAAAUCCUUUUCAGAGGAGUAAGAGGUUACGUAGCCCAUGAAUUUAUUUUGGAUACAAGACCUUUCAAAAAAACAGCAAAUGUUGAAGCUGUGGAUCUUGCUAAGCGACUUCAGGAUUAUGGUUUUCAUGCUCCAACCAUGUCCUGGCCAGUGGCAGGGACUCUCAUGAUUGAACCAACAGAGUCUGAAGACAAGGCAGAGCUGGACAGGUUUUGUGAUGCAAUGAUCAGUAUUCGACAGGAAAUUGCUGAAAUAGAGGAGGGCAGGAUGGAUGCCCAGGUUAACCCUCUGAAGAUGUCACCACAUACUCUGAACUGUGUCACUUCUUCAAAGUGGGAUCGCCCUUAUUCCCGAGAAGUGGCAGCAUUCCCACUGCCUUUUGUGAAGCCUGAAAGCAAGUUUUGGCCCACAAUUGCUCGCAUUGAUGACAUAUAUGGAGACCAACAUCUGGUUUGUACCUGCCCACCAAUGGAAGCCUAUGAAUCUCCCUUCUCUGAGCAGAAGAGAGCUUCUUCAUAACACUGUUUCCAGCUUGAGUUUCUGAGUCAAUCAGGAUGGCCUUUUCCUCCCAGACCUGAUAGGGGAUUUAUAUACUGUGUAUAUUUUGGAUAAUCACCACAUUCGUUAAUUGAAUCACCACUCAGUCAAAAUGUAAAUACAAUCAGUAUAGUAGGUGUGAACAAAACGUGUUUGUUCCACAGCAGCUGACGUUGAAGUUGCCUCGAUUCAGCAUUUUCUCUGCUUUGUGCUGAAGCUUUAACUGUUAACUCCCAGUUUGUGAUGUGGUAUACAAAAUACGGUUACAGAAAUUAGAGAAGGUGCAGAUGUGUAAAGCUAUAGUAAUAAAUAUUAACCGGAGGACUAAUUGUUUAUAUUUUGUAAAAACAGAUGAAGUAGAUUGUUUAAUUUACUUCAUGUACUACUGGUCGCAUUGCUAAUAUUAAUAUUUUGUGCUGUUUUUAUCUACCAAUGUUAGUAUUCUAAUAAAGUUGGACAGAAUUUAA
Messenger RNA from Meleagris gallopavo (turkey), 2911 nucleotides. NCBI's taxonomy places the organism in Eukaryota, Metazoa, Chordata, Aves, Galliformes, Phasianidae. The record is from RefSeq and is a predicted model, not a curated record.